CUGUUUGUGUACUUCCUGUUUGUGCUCGAGGAGGAUGACCUGCUGGGCUUCAGUUCUUCUGUAGUUUAACAGUGAAACACCGUCUAGAGUCUGUUAGAACACGUUCAACUCAACAUGCUCGUCCAGGUGUGUCCAGGUGUGCUGCUGCUGCUGCUGCUGCUGGCCCCCCCCACUGGGAGCAGAUACCUGCCGGCCUCAGGCAGGUUCUGGCACAUCACGGACCUCCACCUAGACCCGUCCUACCACCUGACCUCCGACCCCACCAAGGUGUGCUUCUCCUCUAAGGGGGCGCCCGCCACCCACGCCGGCCUGUUCGGGGACUUCCUGUGUGACUCUCCCUACCGCCUCAUCCAGUCGGCCUUCGCUCACAUGGCGCCGCUCACACAGCCGCAGGACUUCAUCAUAUGGACCGGUGACAGUCCACCUCAUGUCCCGGUAGACGAGCUCUCCACGGACACCGUGAUCCAGGUGAUCAGUAACAUGACCCAGACCAUCAGACACAACUUCCCCAACCUGACCGUCUACCCCGCUCUGGGAAACCACGACUACUGGCCUCAGGACCAGAUGCAGGCCUCCACCAAUGCCGUCUACAGAGCUGCUGCCCAGCUGUGGAAGCCGUGGCUGCAGCCUGAAGCUCUGCUCACACUCUCACAAGGUGGUUUCUACUCCCAGCUGGUAAAACCUGGUCUACGGGUGCUCAGUCUCAACACCAUCCUCUACUACGGCCCCAAUAAGGUCACAAAGAACAUGACGGACCCUGCUGGGCAGUUCGAGUGGCUGGAGAAAACUCUGGAGAAAGCUGCUCAGAGUGUGGAGAAGGUGUACAUCAUAGCUCACGUACCUGUGGGCUACCUGCCCUUCGCCAGAAACACCACCGCCGUUAGAGAGCACCACAACGAGCGGCUGGUUGCCAUCUUCAGGCAGUACAGCGAUGUCAUCGCGGGACAUUUCUAUGGCCACACCCACCGUGACAGCGUCAUGGUGCUGUUGGACAAACAAGGUAAACCGCUGAAUUCUCUCUUCGUGUCACCGGCUGUCACACCGAUCAAACAUGUUCUGGAGCCGUACUCCAACAAUCCGGCGUUCCGCACGUACCUGUACAACACUGAGGACUACACUGUGAUGGACAUCUGGCAGUACUAUUUGAAUCUGACGGAAGCCAACGAGAAACAAAGGUCUGACUGGAGGCUUGAAUACGUCAUGACUGAAGCUUUUGGACUGGCUGACCUGCGGCCACAGAGCCUGCUGCAGCUGGGCCUGAGCUUCAGGCUGCCGCAGACCAAAACCUUCCAGCUGUAUUUCAGCCACUACAUGGUCGGCUACAACGCCAGCAUCACCUGCGAAGGAGCCUGUAAGCUCAGCCAGGUGUGUGCUGUGCUCUACCUGGACCGGCCGUCCUACAACGCAUGUGUCACAAAGGGAGAGUGGUAGCAGGGAUCUGACUCAGGAGUCACGUCUGGGUCAAGACGUUUAUUUUAUUACUCAUGAAAAGGGCCAUUAAAGCAGGAGUCAGUAACCAAAGAGAUCUGUCUGGAGCCGCAAAACAUGUGAUCAUUGUGAUGAAGGUAACACAGUUUAUAGUCCAAGUAUAUAGUAUAUCAGUCUAAUGCAGUGAGGGCUAAAGAGACAAUGUACUACGGAGUAUUAGGGC
Messenger RNA from Sebastes umbrosus (honeycomb rockfish), 1651 nucleotides. RefSeq names its product sphingomyelin phosphodiesterase acid like 3A (gene smpdl3a). Gene Ontology annotation, biological process: sphingomyelin catabolic process. The record is from RefSeq and is a predicted model, not a curated record. Gene Ontology annotation, molecular function: sphingomyelin phosphodiesterase activity. Lineage: Eukaryota; Metazoa; Chordata; Actinopteri; Perciformes; Sebastidae. The transcript is spliced from 8 exons. The coding region runs from base 115 to 1431 and encodes 438 amino acids.